AGCACCUGAUGAGGCUGGCUGAUGUUAUUAGGACCUGUAAUAGUGUUGCCUAAAAAGGGACAGCGUUGAUAUCUGGAUGUGUUGCAAGGAAAGGAGUCGCAUUUCUAUCCCUGUAACCUUUGGUGCAAAGUUGAGAUGUCUUCUGCACCAAACAAGAUUCAGGACAGACAAAAAAGAAAAAAAGAAUAAGUCGUUGGUAUCGAUAGGGCGACAUGGAGUCUAUCGUGACGAGCCACUGUUCUGCCAAGCUUGCCGUUCGAUUGCUUACCCGCCGCGCCAGGCCCGCAGCUGCUUGCUGGAGCGAGUUUGUUACUGGCUAAGAUUUCACAGGUCUAAAAUGCCCCCCUGCAUCGUGCCCAGCCAGUUGUCCUUGCACCCCCCAAACACGAAGAGGUUUUUAGUUUGCUGUGACCCCUUUGGACUCAGAAUGGCUAAAAUUCUAUCUGUCCAAUCAAGCAGGUCCAGCCGUGCUGGCAAGUUCAACACUGUAGCUGUGCAUCUUGGACGUAUGGCCCAGCUUGCUAUGGAAUGGGUGAGGAAGUGGUUGAACUUCUGGCAGAAUAGGCCUUCAUCCCUCAUGAGGGCUGUAUUGACGGGCAUUGCCAAGGGGGCAAUGUCCAUCUUGGAAAAGACCAUAAAACUUUUAAGAGAGGAAGAAGAACUUGGAAGAGAUGGAAGCAAAACAGAGAUGCGGAACCUGGAAGCUGGUCAUCUAGGAUAUCUUUUUCUGAACAGUCUUGAGACUUACCCUCAAGAAGAUGCAGAAAGCUUCAUUGAAGAUGGACAUUUUGAACAGGGCCUGGAACAGCUUUUGACUACUUCCAGCAGUGCCAAAAUGGAUAAGAUGCAUUUGGAAGAAGAUGGUAUUUCCAAACUGUAUUUGAUAACCCCUUCCAUCUCCUGUGACUUUGGAAAUGAUUGGGAAGGUUCUUCAGAAGACAACACGGGAUUAGAAGACACAGAGAGUCUUGGGAAUUUCCCACAGAAAUGGCUAGAACAUUGUUAUCGUACGCAAAUAUGGACAAAAGGAUUGAAUGUUGGCAAUUACUUUGGAAAGAAUCUGAAAGAUUGCUCUAACCACUGUGGAGAGUUAAAGGAUUUUGAAGGGAGCUUUCGCAAAGGUUUGGAAAGUACCUCUGCUUCCCAGGAAAAUGAGGAGGACUUGGAAUCUAAUAGAGGUUUGGCAAUGUGUGACAGGCGAAACUUUGAAAGUCCAUCUGAUUGCCCAAAGGAUGGGGAAUUGUUACAAACACACAAGAAAGGUGGAGAUAAGGUUACUCUCAACUCAGAAACAACCACACUCUCCAAUGGUUUCAAGAGCCCCCUUGUCCUAUCUUUGUUCUACAGUCCAUCAGAGGAAGAUGAGGAUGAUGAUUCAGAGGACGAUGAUUCAGAGGACUGGGGGAGCGAAGAUGAGAUGCAAGAGAGCAGUCAGUCCAGUGAGUACUUGGAUGGCCAAGAUUCAGGAAAUGGAGAUAAUUACUUGGAAGCAAAAGUUAACUCUCUACAUCAGGAAGUUCUUGAGAACCUCUGUGGAUCUUUAUUUCUGAACAAUGACCCUUUCCACCCUCUCUGUCUUUCCAAGCCCAUUCAGGCCCACAAGACCACCACUUCUACUCCAUAUGAGCCCAAGGAAUUCACAGUCUCCUUUUAUUCCACAAGCCUGGAUUCUAAGCCUGAAGAGCUAUAUAAUCUCCCAAAGCAACCAUUGCCCAAGAGGGACCCAAGAGUUACCCCCAGGCAGCCAGCUCAUAAAUGCUGCUGGCCAGACUCCAAGAAAAGUUGUGAUCCUGUCACCACAGAGACAUCAUCAGUUUCUCAGGAGGCAAAUCGGGUGAUUAAGAACCCCAGCAGCUGCUUGACGAUGGGCGGUGUGAAGGGCAGGAUGGACGACAUGGCCACGGUGGGGAGAAGGAGAAGUCCAGAAGCAAGCCUGGGGAAGGACUGCCAGCAGCAGUAGUGAGCAUGGCCAACUCCCCUUGCAUCUCCAAGAACUUCACAGCAGCCCCAGGCAGGCCCAUCCCACUCCAGCGAGCCCUGGGCAGCGAGGUAAAGGCACGAAGGCAGCGCGUGUCGGUGCGCAUUGGGGUCGUGGGUGGAAGAGGUGGCUGCUGCUAGCCUUGGCCCAGGGAUAAAGCCAAGGGCACCACUACCACCCACCACCCACUCCAAACUUUCUCCCGAGUUUUCUCCGCAGGCGCCUCUGGAGGCUGCAACUACCAUGCCAAGCUCCACCUCCUCGCCCUGCCACCACCACUCCUGCACCUCUGCUGAAAGUUCUGAACAAGACUCCUUUGAUGACCUGCCAGGCAUUUGGAACUUGCUGUUGGGGCUGGUUCUGUUGCUGGGUCUCGGCAACCCCUUCACCUCCCCCUGCAGUUCCAUUGCUAGUGACUUGCUGUUCAGGGCCAGACGUGGGACCCGCUGCCACCACCUCCAUCUCCAGCACCACCAUCUUGGAAUCGUGCAGGAUAGUGUAUGAAUGCGAUAAAUAAAUACCUCCAAGUAUCUUAAGCUUGAAUCAGCCACAGAGAAGGGUUGUUAACCAGGCCUGCAGUUGUAAGCUUUCCAAAGCAUCUAUUGGAAACAGAAUACUAAGCUAGAUAGUUCUUUGGCCUUGUUCCAUAAGGCAGUUUUUACCAUUUUAAUCUUACCUCAUCCACAGGCUUACCAGGUUGCUUUAAGUGAGGCACUAUCUUUCAGCCACUUUCCCAGAGACAAAGAAUUGGGGAUAUUACGCUAAACACAUUCUUACUCUACAAUUCCCAGAAGCAAGAAUAUGUUUCAGGUGAUCAAAAUGAUCAGAACCAACAUUUGGCUGAACAAACUUUGAGGAAAAUACAUUGCUCUGAACAAUCUCGCAGCCACCAGAAAAAAUGGCCUGGGCGCUUUCACUUGUAGGAGAAGGAAUAACUGCAAUACCGCAAAUCCAAGUUGCACAAUUAAAGUAGAUUUGGCACUUCUCAACAACAAACCUGCUUCCAAAAUUUAAGAUUUUUCUGCAGCAAGAAGGUGAUGAGAAAAUGCACAGGAAUGUCUGGAGUAAUGAUUGCUUGAUACAAUGUUGUGUAACCUCCCCACAAACAAAUUGGAAUGAAUUCUCAAAAAAUAGGUAUUCUGGAAGUGACUGUAAUAAAGUUGGUCCAUGUUAUAUUUUUAACUAGAGAGUCUGAAAUCUUGAAGUAUUUUAAACCAAAUGAUCCAGAAAUUGUUCAGACACACCAGUGUAAAUAACUUCAAUUAUUAGACUGCCUCCAAUAAUCAAUUCACUGCCUGCAAUAAACAAUUUAUGCCUAUAGGUUGUAAUAA
Molecule: messenger RNA, 3309 nt
Organism: Rhineura floridana
Lineage: Eukaryota; Metazoa; Chordata; Lepidosauria; Squamata; Rhineuridae
Gene: PPP1R15A
Product: protein phosphatase 1 regulatory subunit 15A
Exons: 5
Coding region: 77-1960 (627 amino acids)
Biological process (GO): response to endoplasmic reticulum stress
Cellular component (GO): protein phosphatase type 1 complex; endoplasmic reticulum
Molecular function (GO): protein phosphatase regulator activity
Source: RefSeq, a predicted model, not a curated record